Chenopodium quinoa (quinoa) is the source of this 1499-nucleotide messenger RNA. RefSeq lists its product as uncharacterized. The record is from RefSeq and is a predicted model, not a curated record. NCBI's taxonomy places the organism in Eukaryota, Viridiplantae, Streptophyta, Magnoliopsida, Caryophyllales, Amaranthaceae. The coding region runs from base 331 to 1317 and encodes 328 amino acids. The transcript has 2 exons.
GGCUAAAAUUUCUAUUUUUCACUCUUACCUCCUGCUGCAUUGAACUCCUAAAAGAAACCCUUGUUUUCCCAAUCAAAACCUAUUCACUCUAAAAUUCCCAAUUCGCGGAUAAUCGGAAGCUGUAUUCCUAAAUCUUGCUGAUCAAGGUCUAUUCUUUCUCAAACUUAGAAGCCAACAAGGAUAUAUUCAAUAUUCGGUCCCAAAGGUCCUGGUGAUGCAAUUGACGUGUAUUUGCAGCCUCUUAUUGAGGAGCUGAAAAAGCUUUGGGAAAUUGGUGUUGAGACUUAUGAUGCAGCAUCACAACAUCAUUUCCAGCUCCGUGCAUGUUUGAUGUGGACUAUUAAUGAUUUUCCAGCAUACGCAAUGCUUUUAGGAUGGAGUACUAAAGGGUAUUUGGCUUGUCCUUGUUGUUUAAAAGGUACUCGAUCAGAGAGGCUAUUUUACGGGGGUAAAGAAUGCUAUAUGGGCCAUCGAUGCUAUUUGCCAAAGAAUCAUAUAUGGAAAAAGGAUAAAGAUUCAUUCGAUGGAAAAGUUGAUCAUAGUCAACCUCCAGAACCAUAUUCAAUUGACGAUGUUCUUUAUCAACUUGAGGACUUGGAGAACAUUAUUUUGUCUAAUGAUCCUAGCGUGAAGACAAAAAUAUCUCAUGACCUUAGGGGGGACAAUUGGAAUAAAAAAAGUAUUUUCUUUGAGCUUCCAUAUCGGAGGACACAUCUAUUACGACAUAAUUUAGAUGUGAUGAAUAUUGAGAAGAACAUAUGUGAUAGUAUUCUUGGGACAAUUAUGAAUAACAUAGGGAAGACCAAAGACAAUUUGAAAUCAUGUCUUGACUUGGAAGAUAUGGGGUUGAGGUCUACGUUGCACCCAUUAAAAGAAGGGGAAAAAUGGAAAAUUCCUCCGGCUCCAUAUACUUUUUCCCCAUCUGAAAAAAAAAAAAAACAUUUUUGCAAUUUUUUGAAAGAGCUAAAAGUUCCUGAUGGUUUUUCAUCAAAUAUUUCUUAUUGUGUGAAUUCAAAGGAAUUGGAAAUUUCGGGAUUAAAGAGUCAUGACUGUCAUGUAAUACUCGAGCAUUUGCUUCCUUUAGCAAUAAGUGAUCUUCUCACACCAUUGGUACGUGAAGCAGUAAUUGAGUUGUCCAUGUAUUUUACAUUAUUAUGUGCUUUUACACUUAAGGUUGAUGAAUUAGAGCAACUAGAGACUCAAAUUCCUAUCACUCUCUGUAAAUUAGAGAAGGUUUUUCCUCCCUCCUUCUUUGAUGUGAUGAUGCAUUUACCUAUACAAUUAGCUAAUGAAGCAAAGAUUGGAGGGCCGGUUUAGUUUCGAUAGAUGUAUCGUAUUGAGCAAUAUAUGUAUAAGCUGGAGUCUUACAUACGGAAUAGGGCCCAUCCAAAGGCUUCUAUCGCAGAAGGUUAUUUAGUGGAGGAGUGUAUGAAUCUUUGUUCAAGGUAUAUGCAUAAUGUAGAGACAAGAUUUAAUCGUCUUGAUCGAAAUUAUGAAAA